AUGACCAGAGACACCUACCCCGGCGGAUACGCAUUGAACAGAAAUGCGUAUCCAUCUCCAUCCGCCUCUUUGAGCGAUUUCCAGCGCUAUUCCUACAGCUCGAGUAUGCCGCAUGGAGUUGGCAAUCAGCUGGACGCGAAUUAUUACGUACAGCCACAUCGACCAUCGCAAUCACUGCUAGACGCUCCUCCAUUCGGUGAUACCCAGCCUAUAAACACCAUCGUGGGGACUGAAAACCAAAAGGUCAUGCCUGUCAUCCAAGCCAAGAUUCACAAGGGGUUUUUCCAAGCAGACGAGAAGUGGACAUGUUACCGUCGAAACUAUUUUUCCGUUUCAUGUUCAUUCACUCUACAUCCCCUUUUGAACAGUACUUACUACUUCCAGGGACAGGGUCAGCGUGUAGAACCGAUCGUCAACUGGGCUAUGUCAAUUUCGGCGGUCGUCAAUCAAUCGGAAAACGAGACUCGUGAGCUGGUGCAACACACUCCUAAGCGAGACAAACAAUCCGAACGCAAGCCAGAGAAGAUUAUACUUCGACCAACACAACCAUACUAUUUGAGCUCGAAUAUGACCGGUUCUGGUCCACAUUCACCAAUGUAUGGGAUGACGCAGCAAAUGGAUUUUUCAGCGUAUCCAGCACCGGCACAGCCGCCACAUCAGCAUACGUUCGAGCGGAUCCAGUUUCAGAAAGCAACCGCAAAUAAUGGGAAACGACGAGCUCAGCAGCAGUUUUACAACCUGGUUGUGGAGCUGCAUGCAUGCGUUAGUAGUCCAGAGGGUCACACGCGUUGGGAGAAGAUUGCUAAACGAGUAUCUGAUCCCAUGGUGGUUCGGGGAAGGUCUCCUGGCCAUUACAAGGAUGAGCGUCGGCAUAGUUCUGCCAGUAUGGGCGACAGUGGAGGGCGAGGUAGUUCAGGGGAUGCUAGCCGCGGUAUGUUGCCGUCGUCGAUUGAUCAUCAACAAUAUUCUUCUCAAAUGCAGUAUCUGUACGACGGCUCUCAACCAGGGGAUUCUCACUAUAACCAUGGCCGGGAUAUGCCGCGACAUAGUUAUCAGCACUUCGGACAAGCCAACCAUUCGGCAGAUGCAAUCAGCCCCCUUGUUUCGACUUCGGAUGGCUCUCUGGAGUUCAUCUUCCCCGAUAGCCUAGCUGGCCAUGACUCCACAGACGGUCUCCCGCAUGGCGGCGGUCGAUAUCCCCACCACCAUAAUGAUGACGACUCCUCCUUUCGAAGAGACUCUGGCAGUUCGGGCAGUAGUAGUAGUACUCAAAGCCACGUACCCAGUCUUGACCUGAGUUCAAACUCUGGAACUCUAGACGACGCCUUCGAUCCAAUGAUAGCGAGCUAUCAUAGCGACGAGCAAGAGGAUGUAUCUGAGCAAUACUCGAAGCAUUCCAAUGCAGACAGAUGCCCACUUGCAUCGAUUGUGAAUGAUAGCAGUCAGUGCAGCCGAAAUGGCGGUGCUGGUGGUACCGGUGGUGGGUCCUUUUCGAGGUUCAUUGACCCUAUCCAGGAGAUCGGGCGAUAUGGUGAAUGGGAGUUAUGAAGCGAUUGAGAAAAGUGUUUUGAUAUUACUUGUGAGGAAUGGCCAGGAUUACAAGAUGGCAUGCUCAGGGAACAGAAGUGCAUACUCUGGCACAGUUGAAAGCAAGCUAACUGCGAUUGUUGUUGGAUUACAGAGCAAAAGAAGUUGUCUUUCUCAUUUCUUUUUCUUUCUAUUCUUGUACUUUUUACUUUUGUCUUUUUCUUUUCCCCUCUUUCCACAUGUUCAAUUGCAACUUUAUCAUUUCAUU
Messenger RNA from Talaromyces stipitatus ATCC 10500, 1795 nucleotides. RefSeq names its product NDT80 / PhoG like DNA-binding family protein. Lineage: Eukaryota; Fungi; Ascomycota; Eurotiomycetes; Eurotiales; Trichocomaceae. Gene Ontology annotation, molecular function: DNA binding; DNA-binding transcription factor activity. Gene Ontology annotation, biological process: positive regulation of transcription by RNA polymerase II; meiotic cell cycle. Gene Ontology annotation, cellular component: nuclear chromosome. Bases 1 to 1548 code for a protein of 515 amino acids. The transcript is spliced from 2 exons. The record is from RefSeq and is a predicted model, not a curated record.